This is a messenger RNA of Aspergillus saccharolyticus JOP 1030-1, 4071 nucleotides long. RefSeq names its product putative C2H2 finger domain protein. The transcript has a single exon. The record is from RefSeq and is a predicted model, not a curated record. The coding region runs from base 214 to 3864 and encodes 1216 amino acids. NCBI's taxonomy places the organism in Eukaryota, Fungi, Ascomycota, Eurotiomycetes, Eurotiales, Aspergillaceae.
AUCGAGGAAAUUACUCUGCAUCUAGUACAGUUCAUCUAAGCCCAUCCUGGUUCGGGGAACGCAGAAACCACUUUGCUAUAAUUCUACACCACUCUCAAACUCGGACCAACUCGAUAAAAGCUCAGGGACAACUACCAACAAUAACAAUUGUUCCAUGCGGUAAACUUUUCUAUACGACAAAAUAGUCUGUCUGUCACGGCUGUGGCUACAAACAUGUCCACGCUGUCACCCCAGCUUGUUCAGGACGACUCGUCCACUGCAAUGAGCUUUCAUGAUGCCAAUCUCUCUGACCCCUAUCUGUGCGCCCCUGUGGAUCCUGACGAAGCUUCUUUCAAGUUGUCCGCCAUAAGGUUGACACCCACCAACGGGGAAGACCAUGACACCACGUUUUCCACCUCUCCUGCGCUUGCACAACCUUACGCUGAAGAACCCGAGAGUCUCAAUGAUAGCCAGGAGGCAUUCUACCCAGACUUUCUCAGUCCCACAGAGAAUUUUACCAGCGAUCUGAGUGUCCAUACAUCUCCAAGUGCAGAUAUCAUGUCCAACACUCUGGCUGCGGACGGAACUGUAGAGCCUAACGCCUGGCAGCACGAUGGUAUUGUGGACCGGAGUGUAUGGGGCCAUGUAUCUCCAGUCAAUGGUGUGAUCUCACAAAUCAAUACAGAGCCAUCGCAGAUCAUGGCGGUCAAUACCAGGAGCGAUCAAUCAAAGGACCCCAGCGAUCAGGAUCAGACAAGGCUGGAAAAGACUCCGCGCACACCGCAGUCUCGCUCACUCAACACCAACGCAAUAAAUGACAACUUGAGCGUUCCGGUAGGGCCUGACUCAGACCGAGCCCAAAGCCCCAUUGUUAAGAUCGAGAGUUACUCUCGAGGGGAUUCGCCAGUCAGAUAUGACUCUCUGACUGAACGCCGGCGGAGUCUGUCGUUCACACACUUGGCACCUAACGGACUGACCACCGACUUAGUAGUCAAUGAGCUUGAGGAGACUAACGGGGGCCUAAGUCCGGGUUGCUCAACGAUCUCCCGAACGCACAAUGGGUCAUGGAUAACAAACACAGUGACAGGCCAGGCGGGUGUGGAACCAUCAGCUCGAGUGGAUAUUUAUAUAUCCAGUCCGAACGAAUUGGAGGCCCGGCGGCGGCUGGAAGAAAAGAAUGCUGAUAUCCAGUCAUGGUCAGCUUCCGUGAGUGCUGCGAACAGUGAUGCAGAGGAUGAAUUUACUCCCAUCCGGGGUCGGAAGCGUUAUCUCGGCGCUCGACGCAGGGCGAAAAGUGCCGGCCAUCCUUCUCUGCCACAGGACUACUUUAAUCUCAAGUCCCGCUUUUUAGAGCCGGUGGUCCCAGGACCUGGUAUUCUUCUUCACGAGAGCAGUGACGAGGAGCUGAGUGAUUAUCGAUCAAACGACGAUAGCAAUUCGGACUCACCUGCAGUCAAUGCGUAUGGAGCAGUGUGGGCUGGGGAAGGCCUAGAGACCGUUCCUAGCGCCGAGCAGGACAGGCUUGAGGACGGGGAGCCAUCACCUCAUCAAUUCUUGAGAGCGCCGCCGUGGCAGGACGUUGAUUGUGACUCGGAUCCUCAACAAACUCGUGUCCAGCCUCAAAGCUCCAGCGAAGCGAUGAUGGAAUACCAGCGACGAGUAAAGGACCUCGACAAUGCAUCUCGUGCGGCUACCUGGGGCACACGACAUUUGAACGAUGCCGAGGUCAACGGUAUCAUAGGUACUGGCGGCUUCUUCGAGAACUUAACUAUCAGCGAUGGUAAGGAUAAGAAGCAUGAAAGGAAAAAUAGCCUUCUGAAGUAUCUGCCGCGAAACCGUUCUCAGCAACUUAAGAGACGACUAUCGGAAUUAUCCAUCAUUCCUCUGAGCGUCGACACUGCUGGUAAGGGAGUUGAGUUAACAAGCCCUCCCGUGAGAAAAGACCAUUUCCCUAAUCGAAAAUUGAGUCUCGGUCGCUCUAAGUCUCCUAGCCUGAGUACCAGUGGUGCUUUUAUUGCAAUCGCCGGUCAAAUGGCUGCCAUUGGAGGCAAAGAUUCGCUUCGUGCUGCCUCCCCGAAUUCGACACUGAGCCCGUGGUCAAAUUUGAAAGGACGUGGGCGAAGCAGAAGCGAGCUGCCAAGAGCGUCGUCACCUGGGUUGAUCGACUUGAUGACGAGUCAUGGUGGGCCUCCUGUUCCCAACCUCGCAUACUCAACUCGAAUGAUUGACCACAGUGUGCACCUGCAAGGGGCGUCUCAAGGUCAUGCUAACGGCGACGAUGAGGAUGAUGACCGGCCAGACGUGAAGGGCUUGGUGAUGCAUUUCCCGGUGCAGUCCCGGCUACCAGUUCCGACACUGGAUGGCUUCAAGUCCCAGAUCACCGAAUUGAAUCCCCGGCUACCUUCAGCGUUAGUUGAGCGGUUCGCCCACGAACAGCUUCGCCGAUAUCGCAAGUUAGUCGAUGCUAAACAGAAACAUCGCCUUGAUUUAGAUGCGCAGAAAUGCACAUCAGGCUCAUUCUGCUUCGCACAAGGUGGUCAAGCCAAGCUUCUUGCAUCCUGCGCUGCCCUUCACGAUUCGGACGUAACGAACACGCAAUCCAAUACUUCGAGUUUUGAUAAGACUGGCGAUGACACUCAGAGACUAGGAGAAAGCGCAGUGACUGCAGCACAAUUUCCUUCAGGCGUGCCUUUGCCACCAGUCCACAGACUGCCCGCCGAAUUCGAGUGCCCUAUCUGUUUCCAAGUGAAGAAAUUUCAGAAGCCUUCUGACUGGACCAAGCAUGUUCACGAAGAUGUCCAGCCAUUUACCUGCACCUUUCCUCAUUGCACAGAACCCAAGUCAUUUAAACGCAAGGCCGACUGGGUCCGACAUGAGAGCGAGCGACAUCGCAAAUUAGAGUGGUGGACAUGUACAGUACCGGAUUGCCAUCAUACUUGCUAUCGGAAGGAUAACUUCGUGCAGCACCUCGUUCGAGAGCACAAGAUGCCGGAGCCAAAAAUGAAAAAGCCAAAGAGCGCAGCCCCCAGUAGAAAACCAAAUGACCCAGCAAAUCUCACGACGGAUGCACGAGAAGACGACACCCGCGGACAAGAGGUUGAGCAGCUUUGGGAGCUUGUGGAAAGGUGCCGACAUGAUACCCGCAGGGGCCCGAAGGAUGAACCAUGCCGUUUCUGUGGGAAUGUCUGUAGUAGUUGGAAGAAGCUCACAGUACACCUGGGCAAACACAUGGAACAGAUCGCAAUGCCUAUUUUGGGUCUCGUAACCCAAAGAGAAGUGUCGCUCAAUGGCAGUGUUAGUGCCAACAGCAUGUUAGAUACUCAUGCGCCGACUUCAAUGUUGAUCGCGCACGCACCAGCCUCUUUCCUCUCGCAGUCGAAUGCCAUAGACACAGCGAGCUCAGACGGGGCAUUAAGCCACGCACAGGCACCAGGUGCCAGCCGGAUUGCCGAUGGGCAGGAUUCUGUAGAGCCUACGAUGGCUCUGAGUGCGGCAUGUUCGGCCAACCCGCCGACCAUGUCGGGCGGAUGGAUUUCUGCCGAGCCUGAGUCAAUGGACGCGCAUCAUGACUUAUCGACAUCAGGUUACCUUUCAAGCCUGCCAGGGGAAACUGCAGAUCAGUCCCCGUUCAUGGCCACGCAUCAGAAUUCGGUUACGUAUCCACCCCCCUUUAACGCCGGCCCCCGGGUAAGGGUGGUCAAUCCUGAAAUGAAUGUGCUGCAGGAUUCAUAUGUAUUAAGCAUGUCGCCCACUGAAAUGCAGCCCACCUUUACUGCGCAGGCCCCAAUGAAUCUGUCAUCGUCUGGGGAGGAUCGGCAUGGCUUGCCGGGAUUUGUACCUCCGACGAUUCCUUUUGUUGCUGGAGGUUACGGCGAGGGACUCUGAUGGCGAAAAGGCAGGUAUCAUAGGAAAACCCUCAAAACAUCUUUGCGUACAACUCUGGUGUCAUUUAAUUGGUGGGAAUAACGGAGAUACCCCCACACAUUGAUUCUUAUUUCUGUUUAUUUGGAAUUCUUUCAAUUAAUUUCGGAUGUUGACUGUCAAUUUGAUCUAUCUGGAUAACUUGUAUAAAGUGAAUACACGGACAAUCUG